AGGAUGAACACUUGUCAAGCGAUUUCUAAGACAGCAUCAAGAUGAAGCAGCGAGACUUCGACGCGUUGAUCGUAGGGGCCGGCUUUGCUGGCAUCUACCAGCUACGUAACCUCCGUGACCUGGGACUGUCGGUGCAGGUCAUCGACAAUGCUGGCGAUGUGGGAGGUACGUGGUAUUGGAACAGAUACCCGGGGGCAAUGAGCGAUACAGAAUCAUACAUCUAUCGCUUUUCAUGGGACAAGGAAGAUCUCCAAACAUACCCCUGGGCAAAUCACUACUCCAAGCAGGCCGACGUCCUCGCCUACCUCAACCAUGUGGCCAACAAGUAUGACCUGAAGAAGCAUAUGCAAUUCAAUACUGAGCUCCGCUCGGCUGAGUGGGACGAGGAAAAGAACAUCUGGCGCAUUGAAGUCAGCACAGGUGAAACUUUUACCUCGAGGUACCUGAUUACGGCCCUUGGUCUGCUCUCUAAGCAGAACUAUCCCGACAUCAAAGGUAUCGACAAAUACAAAGGCGAGAUUCACCACACUGCCAAGUGGCCGCAGGGUUAUGACUUGACCGGCAAGCGCGCUGGAGUUAUUGGCUGCGGUUCCACAGGUGUUCAAGUCAUUACGGACAUCGCAAAACGGGUUCAGAGCCUGACCUGUUUCCAGCGUCACCCGCAAUACAGUGUCCCCAGCGGCGACGGCCCCGUCGACCCUAAGUAUAGGGAAUACGUCAACAAUAAUUACGAUGCCAUUUGGGAUCAGGUGCGCAAUUCAGCCGUUGCGUUCGGCUUCAAAGAGAGCACAAUUCCGGCCAUGUCCGUCUCACCCGAGGAGCGGGAGCGGAUCUUUGAGGAGAACUGGCAAAAGGGGAAUGGGUUUCGAUUCAUGUUUGGCACCUUCUGUGAUAUCGCGUACAACGCAGAAGCGAACGAGGAAGCGUGCAAGUUCAUCCGCAAGAAGAUUGGACAGAUUGUGAAAGACCCUGCGAAAGCAAGAAAGCUGCAGCCCACUGAUUACUAUGCCCGGCGGCCGUUGUGCGAUGGCGGGUACUAUGAGCAGUUCAAUCGGGAAAACGUGAGUAUUGUUGAUCUCAAGGAGACGCCUAUCACCGAGAUGACGGAGAGUGGAAUCAAGACAAGUGACGGGGUGGAGCAUGAACUUGAUGUAGUGAUCCUCGCAACUGGGUUUGAUGCCGUGGAUGGUAAUUACACACGCGUGCGAAUCCGUGGCCGGAACGGCAAGACGUUGAAAGAGCGCUGGGAGAAUGGGGCAACGAGCUAUCUGGGAGUCUGCGUACCCGGGUUUCCAAACAUGUUCAUGAUCACGGGACCGAAUGGACCAUUCACAAACAUCCCACCCACAAUUGAGACACAGGUAGAGUUCAUCACAGCUGCAAUUGGGGAGGCAGAGAAAAGCAAGAGGUUGCUGGAGGCGGAGGAGCAGGCGGAGGAGGAGUGGGUUCAACUCUGUGAGGAGAUUGCGGCGAACAGUUUGUUCAAAACGGCGAAUAGCUGGGUAUUUGGCGCAAAUAUUCCAGGGAAGAAAGCUUCGUUAGUCUUCUUCUUUGGCGGCUUGCAGAAUUACAGGGCGAGAUUAAAGGAGAUUAUUGAGGGUGAGUGGAAAGGUUUCAAGCAGAUUAAUGCUGCGGCAUGAUAGCCCGUUGCGCAAAUACCGAUCUAUGUUGUGCUUGUUGCAUAUAUUGUGUUUUUACUUCUACUAUGAAGUAAAGUGAUCGCAAGAGAUCGAGACCCCGGUCGACCUGGAAAUCCCCUCAUUUUU
This is a messenger RNA of Amorphotheca resinae ATCC 22711, 1766 nucleotides long. RefSeq lists its product as hypothetical. Lineage: Eukaryota; Fungi; Ascomycota; Leotiomycetes; Helotiales; Amorphothecaceae. The transcript is spliced from 3 exons. The record is from RefSeq and is a predicted model, not a curated record. Bases 42 to 1640 code for a protein of 532 amino acids.